Molecule: messenger RNA, 2536 nt
Organism: Contarinia nasturtii (swede midge)
Lineage: Eukaryota; Metazoa; Arthropoda; Insecta; Diptera; Cecidomyiidae
Product: cystathionine beta-synthase-like
Exons: 7
Coding region: 329-1960 (543 amino acids)
Cellular component (GO): cytoplasm
Molecular function (GO): cystathionine beta-synthase activity; cysteine synthase activity
Source: RefSeq, a predicted model, not a curated record
CAACAAAAAUGAUAAGUGUGUCGCACCAGUUGCUGCUUAACGAUUUGUUUAGGUGUGUGUGUAUGUGUGUUGUAUACUUCACCACGGGAAUAUAGCAGAGGUUGUAUAUUCGUGAACCGUUCAAGCAUAUACCGAGUCGAGAGCAAUAGAUAGGAAGAAGGGAGAUCACUUAAGAACAAUUCGUUGUCCGAAGCAGACGUACAACCAUAUUUCAGACUUCUUUAAUUUUUUCAGUGUAAUUUUAUUCGUCGCAAUUUUUAAUUGAAGUGAAUUACAUAUAACUCGUCAUUUUUUCAUUCAUACAAGAAACUGACGCAAUAAAAAAAAAAUGUCGAAGAAUAUGAAUAAACACGGGCAGUUGUGUGCCGACAAAAAAUGCUCAUUUCAACCAUGGAAACCGCACACUCAUCGUACUCACGGAAACGAGAAGAGAGUCUACUCAAACAUUUUACAUGCUAUCGGAAGUACACCGCUCGUAAAAUUGAAUAAAAUUCCCAAGUCAUAUGGAUUGGAAUGCGAUGUUUACGUCAAAGUGGAAUUCUUCAAUCCAGGCGGUUCGAUCAAAGAUCGUAUCGGUUUCCGUAUGGUUGAAGAUGCCGAAGAGCAGGGUCUAUUGACACCAGGCUGCACCAUCAUUGAACCAACAUCUGGAAAUACUGGAAUUGGUUUGGCCAUGGCAGCUGCUGUAAAGGGUUACAAGUGUAUCAUUGUUAUGCCGGAGAAAAUGUCGGACGAAAAAGUGGCAGCAUUGAAAGUACUUGGCGCCCAAAUCAUUCGUACUCGAACCGAAGCCGCCCACGAUGAUCCGGACGGUUUGAUUGAAGUGGCAAAAAAAUUGAAUAAGGAAAUACCAAACUCAAUUAUCUUGGAUCAAUAUGCUAAUCCCGGCAAUCCAUUGGCUCAUUAUGAUGGAACUGCUGAAGAAAUUUUGAAUCAAUGCGAUGGCGUGGUUGAUAUGUGCGUUGUUGGAACUGGUACUGGCGGUAGUGCAACCGGUAUCAGCUACAAAUUGAAGGAACAAUGCAAAGAUUGCAUUAUUGUUGCUGCUGAUCCGGAAGGAUCCAUUCUUGCAUUACCUGAGAACUUGAAUAAAAGUGAUGUGACUUUUUAUGAGGUCGAGGGUAUUGGAUAUGAUUUUAUCCCAAAUGUAUGCCACCGCGAACACAUCGACCAUUGGGUUAAAACGAAUGAUCAAGUUGCUUUGAGUAUGAUUCGUCGUUUGAUUCGUGAAGAAGGUAUUUUGUCGGGUGGUAGUAGCGGUUCGGCACUUUACGCCGCAAUGCAGGCAGCCAAGGAACUAAAAAAAGGACAAAAGUGUGUCGUUAUUUUGCCCGAUGGCAUUCGAAACUAUAUGACAAAAUUUGUGACCGAUAAUUGGAUGGAGGCAAGAGGAUUUAAAGAAAUUGUCAACGAACACAAUCAUUGGUGGUGGAAUCACAAAACGUCCGAACUCAAAGUUCCACAUGUCAAAUCGAUUGAAUUGAACGCAACAUGCAAAGAGGCUUUGGUGUUUUUGAGAUCGAAUGGAUUGGAUCGUGCACCGGUUGUGAACAGUGACGGCCAAUUGGAAGGUUUUUUGAACCUUAAGCACUUGACGAAAAAAGUUGUGAGCCAGAACUUUCAACUUGGCGAUACAAUUGACCGAGCACUGUUCAAGCAGUUCAGACGUGUAACACCAGACACCGUCUUGGGUUUGGUAUCGCGAAUUUUGGAAACCGAUGAAUUUGUUGCCGUUAUCGACGAAGCUGACCGUCCAAUCGGUGUUAUCUCGCAUCUGGAUCUGUUGGAUUUCGUUGCAAAUGAUGCAAGUGCAGCCCAAACAGUGGUAGGCGUUGCGUCGAAAAAGUUGUUAAACGGCACCGUUUCACCACUUCCAAAUGGAGUUCAUACAAAUGGAUAUGCCAACUGUCAUUCAAACGGACACUCAAAUGGUCAUGCAGAAAAGACCACCAACGGCUAAUAGUAUUGAUUGAAAGGAAACACAAAUGUUUUUUGUUUACUUAAGAUCGAUAUCGUGUCGUCACGUUUAUAUUUACGUAUAAUUAUCUAGUUUAAAAUUAAUCAUUACACAUUUGUAAAAUGUUUUAAAUCGAAUAUUAAUAUGAUGUCUAAGCUGCAUUUAUUCUGAUGUCUAUUUCGAUGCUGCUUAACAAUCUGUGUAUAGACCUGUUUGCUUUAGAAAAGAACAAAAUUCCAUGGCGAAAUUUGGAUUGUUUAUAAAAUAGUAUUUAUUAAUGUCGAGUUAACUGAUGUUUAGUAACACUGCAUUUGGAUGACACGCUCUUCGGUAGCGACCUUCCGCGAUUUCCAUACAAAUUCACAGACAGCUAUAACGCAAGCAACACCCAUACCACCCAUCAACACCACAAAUACACCACCCACAUUUGCCAGACCCAACUCAUUUGCCGUCGAACUUGAUUUGGAUGUAUCGUCCUUUAAUUUAAAAAAAAAAUCAAUUAUUAUUGGUUUAAUUCACAGACACUUUGUAACAUUUUUUUAUAACCAUAGAAUGAAUAAAUCACUUACUCUACAUGAA